CCAGACGCUGAAGUACUGAAAGUAGUACUGAAAACUUCAACUAUACAGCUGCACCAUGGACACGUCACAGGAAUGACAAGAAAAGGUGUGAGCAGGCUGUGGAAUAUUUUCUUAUUACUGAACGCGUAUCUCCACGAUGUCACUGAAAGCAGGGCUGCAGCACAUGGUUCGGUCUAGCAACGUGCAUUAACCUGCCUGUUAGAUAUAAGAGUGCAGCUGAACAGCAGAUACUGCACCUGCAGUUAUAGUAUAACAACACAUUUUUCAGGUUAUUGCAAAACUUUGUUUUUAAUCAUUUCAUUUGCUUGUUUUUUUUAAGUUAUUCAAAAAGGGUUUGAAGGCACAGCCACACAACAUCCAUUAAAGCACACAGACUAUUACCAGACAAUUACAUUAAAAGAUAUAUAUGAACAAUAAUGUUUGCCAUGUACAUGUGUGUACGUACAUCUGUGUGUAAAUUCUUUGCCACUUGUUGGCAAACUUUUUUGUCUGUAUUGCACGCUGAUCAUUUCUACAUCUGCUUCCAGGUUUUUGUAGUGAUUUACGUGGACCAGUUCCAGCUAUAACACAAGCAGCAUGUUGAGAGCAAUAGUUUUAACCAGUCUGUUACCUUUCUCAUAUUCUAGCAGUGAUAAUCUUUAUGACGGCAUUAACCCUUCACUCUGUGUCUGUUUCUGCCUUGUUUCUUCCAGGGAUGAGUGCAAUGAAUUGGAGCACCGGCAUCUGUGACUGUUGCUCUGAUAUGAGCUCCUGUUGCUACAGCCUUUGGUGUUUCCCCUGCAUGCAGUGUCAGACAGCCAGUAAAAAUGGAUGGUGUUGCGCAAUGCCACUCCUGGACAUUUGCUGUGUGGUGUCCUGCUUACUCCGUCAGUCCAUCAGAAAGCGCUACAACAUUGUUGGCUCGUUCGUUGAUGAUGCCAGCAAUGUGAUUUUCUGUCACCCAUGCGCCUGGUGCCAGAUGUAUCGUGAGCUGAACAUCAGGGAAAACCAGCAGCCUGCUAACUCAUCAGUGGUUACCACUCAGGUGGUCCGUGGAUAAGAUACAACCACUUUUGAUGUUCAGGACCUGUUGUGGUUUUGGGGUUUGUUUAGUUUUUUGCACGUAAGAAGGGAUUUGUUCAGUUUGCCAAAGAGAAUCAAGUAGCAUAGCGUCCUAUCUGCUUUCAUUUUCAGAGUCCUGCACAGCUCAUUACUACAGUGUAGUCAUUAGCUCCGACCAUCAAGUGUGGUUCCGUGUUCCAUGUUAGUUUUCUUUCAUACAGUUUUAAACACUUGAGCUUUAAAAUGAGAUUUUUUUAAAUGUUUCAUUGACAUAUCAGGUGGUGGUUGUUAUCUCAGGGAAGGUUUUAAUCUGACUAAUAAAAUCUCUGUGCUUAAUAAAACUUGAUUGCUCUUGUUGUAAUUUUUCUUGAGUUUAACCUGUGUUCAUAUAAAAUCUCUUCAAUUAAAUGAAGGAUCGGUUUCUGCUGAAACUUCAGCUUGGACUACAUGAAACUGA
Messenger RNA from Haplochromis burtoni (Burton's mouthbrooder), 1498 nucleotides. RefSeq names its product placenta-specific gene 8 protein. The transcript has 3 exons. The coding region runs from base 641 to 1039 and encodes 132 amino acids. Lineage: Eukaryota; Metazoa; Chordata; Actinopteri; Cichliformes; Cichlidae. The record is from RefSeq and is a predicted model, not a curated record.